GCCAGGGCAACCUCCAUCAAUUGCAUCUCCAAACGAUCUUGGACGAACAAACCCACGCCGGUCCUGAUAGACCGAGACGCUACUACAAGACUGGAAUCACGACAUCUUGCUCUGUGAACCCCAGCUGCCAACCAACCCGAAAUACAACCAUCGAGGAGAGGCAACUAGCAACAAUCUACCUUGACAAUUCUUACCAUGGGCGACUCCCUCUUCCAGCUCCCCGACGAGCUGCUAUUCACCACUCUCUCCCAGACUUUUCCCUGUCGUGACGCUCAAAUACGGGCCGUAGCAACUCUCCUGCAUCCUCACGCAGCACCAUGCCGAAACCUCGUGAUACACGGCACCGAAGCCACCGGCAAGAGCGCCAUAACGGCUGCUUUACUACAAGCACUUCAAGACGAUACCGAGAAAGAUGAACCCCUCCUAAGAUACGUCAUCGUCAACUCGAUCGAAUGUAUAACAGCCCGUCACCUCUACGAAUCAACCAUUGCAAGGGUCGCAGAAGCCCUACAAUGGCAAGGUGGUGCGACAAGAUGCGACUCUGUCUCGCAAAUGCUUGUUGAGCUGUCCAAGAUGCUCAAAUACCCAUCAUACCCGGACAACUUUCGCUUCGUACUUGUCUUUGACGGCAUCGAUCGUCAACGGGAAGCGCCCAUCACACUCCUCCCAGCCCUGGCCAGGCUCUCCGAGAUUAUCCCUCGUAUAACCAGUGUCUUCAUUGUCACAUCGCCUCCCGCCGGCUUCCUACGAACCUCCUUCGUCCCUUAUAUAGAGUUCCCAAAUUAUACCAAGAAUGAGUUUGUCACCAUUUUGAACACAACCUCGCUACCUACGGCACCACUCCCCACGACGACGAUACAAGAAACAACAGAGCUAUGGAACCGCUUCACUGGAGCUGUCCAUGAUGCUUUGGCUCGAUCCGCCUCCCGCACCCUUCCCGCGCUCCAGCACGCCUGUACAUCCCUUUGGCCACGCUUCACGGCGCCCAUCCUCGCCGGCACACACGCUCCCCGAGAGUUCUCCAAACUGAUGGUCGCCGCCCGCGUCCACUUCCAAGAUGAAUCCCUCUUGGACCCCGGCAUCGUAGCCGUACGGUCCUACUCCUCGUCGUCAACAACAACAACAACCCAGGCCCAGGCAAAAGAUAACACUGCCGCCCAGCUGUCAGCACCGCCCUCCCAAGCCAACACCCCCCGAAAGGCCCAUUCAACCACUACAACCCCCUCCAAACCCAAAGCCACAGCGAACCCCCUCGUCUCAGCAACCACCACCGACCUCUCGACCCUCCUCCCGCCUACUGCCCGUCUUCUCCUUCUGGCCUCCUACCUCGCCUCCCACAACCCCACCCGCCACGACCUUGUCCUCUUCUCCACCUUCCAUCACGGCCGUCGCAGGCGGCGCGGUGGGCUUUCCGUCGGCAUGGGCCGGGGCGGACAUCGCGGCGCGCAGAGCAAGCACCGCAAGAUUGCGCGCAAGCUGCUCGGUGCUCACGCCUUUGUUUUGGAGCGCAUGCUGGCUAUCUUUAUGGCUGUGAGGGGGGAGUGGGACCCCAAGUGGUUGGACCAGGAUUCCAGCAGCAGGGAGAUGGAUGCGGAUAUCGAGAUGGCUAUUGCCACGUUGGCAAGUUUGCGGUUGUUGGUGAAGGUUGGUGGCGCAGGAGCGGGAGGCAUGGCGGGUGAUCAGAUGGAUAGAGGAGGGAAAUGGAGGUGUAAUGUCGGGUGGGAGGUGAUAAGGGGGUUGGGGAGGAGUAUGGGGGUAGAGGUUGAGGAGUGGCUGGUUGAGUAG
This is a messenger RNA of Neurospora hispaniola, 1785 nucleotides long. Its product is annotated as origin recognition complex subunit 5 C-terminus-domain-containing protein. The transcript has 3 exons. Lineage: Eukaryota; Fungi; Ascomycota; Sordariomycetes; Sordariales; Sordariaceae. The coding region runs from base 196 to 1785 and encodes 529 amino acids. The record is from RefSeq and is a predicted model, not a curated record. Gene Ontology annotation, molecular function: DNA replication origin binding. Gene Ontology annotation, biological process: DNA replication initiation; DNA replication. Gene Ontology annotation, cellular component: nuclear origin of replication recognition complex; nucleus.